Messenger RNA from Pteropus alecto (black flying fox), 1069 nucleotides. RefSeq names its product chromosome unknown C3orf14 homolog (gene CEP15). The coding region runs from base 392 to 751 and encodes 119 amino acids. NCBI's taxonomy places the organism in Eukaryota, Metazoa, Chordata, Mammalia, Chiroptera, Pteropodidae. The transcript is spliced from 7 exons. The record is from RefSeq and is a predicted model, not a curated record.
CCCACAGCAUCACCACGCGGGUGGGUGCUCUGACUGUCUGAGGCGGCGCAGGUACCUGCAGGGCCAGUGAGGAGAAUGUUAUUUAAGAGGCAAAAACUGCGGCGAUGAGGAAAGUUCGAUUUCCUUAACACUACAUUGGAAACUGAGAGGAAGGCAGCGAGGAUUGGCCUCCAGUGAUUUCAGCAGAAAAUAUCUGUAACCCGACCGUUGCUGGGGCGAGUGAUUGCUGUCCUCGGUGCUGAAGACAAGAUCCCGGGACUUUGAAUUUUUGCACCCAACCAGAUGAUUUGCCUUCAAGUCCGAGCCUUCAGUGCACUUCGCUGGACCUCUAUCUGUACUGGCUCAGCCUCUUCAGCCGAGCAGAAAGCUUAUACGGCAGCUUUAAGUAAAGAUGACUUCUUUCUUUACUCAAGAAAUUCGCCUUUCUAAAAGACAUGAAGAAAUAGUAUCACAAAGAUUAAUGUUACUUCAACAAAUGGAGAGUAAAUUCGGAGAUCAAAACAAGGAAAAAGCAUCUCAGAUUCAAGCAGCUGAGACUGCCUUUAAAAGGAACCUUAGCCUCUUAAAGGAUAUAGAAGCAGCAGAAAAGUCUCUACAAACCCGAAUUCAACCACUUCCACUGCCCGAGGUGGUUUCUCUUGAGGUGAGAAUCUUAAGGAACAAAGACUCUUUACUGGGCAUCAGUAGAAGAAUGUAUUCCCAAAUGGGAACAAUUUCUUUUAGGAAGAGCACCAUAUCCUAUUGGUGUUGAAAAUCAAAAUGAAGCAUAAAAUACUACUCGGAAUGAAACACAGCAAUAACUUCUUCACAUACUCUUUCAAAAACCUGUUUAGUAAAGCUAAAUGUUAAAGUAUCUGCAGGUAAUUGCAGGAAUUUUAGGAAUCGAAUAUAUUCAUAUUGUCCCACUACCUCUUCAAUGACAAUAAAGAUAUGAGAAUCUAACUGGCAAGUCUCAGGUUAUCACUUAGAAACUUACUACUAUAUCGAGGUCAUGAAUUUGCUUUAAAAAUGAAGUGUUAAAAACUAAUAUUGAAAGGCGGACUGAUUAUUAAAUAAAUUGCUAAAUGAG